Molecule: messenger RNA, 546 nt
Organism: Pseudovirgaria hyperparasitica
Lineage: Eukaryota; Fungi; Ascomycota; Dothideomycetes; Acrospermales; Acrospermaceae
Exons: 3
Coding region: 1-546 (181 amino acids)
Source: RefSeq, a predicted model, not a curated record
AUGGACUCCUACGCCGAGAACCCUCCCUCCACCAUGCCAGACGCCAAAGUCUCUCCUCCAACGCGCUCGUCUGGCAGCACACAGAACACCACCAAGCGCCUCCAAACCGAACUUAUGAACCUCAUGCUCUCGAACACGCCCGGCAUCUCCGCCUUCCCGUCUGACGCCACCUCUCUCCUGCACUGGACAGCCACCAUUGACGGCCCUGCCGACACGCCGUACGCCAAUUUGACCUUUAAGCUCACGUUCGAGUUUCCCAGCUCGUACCCGCUGCAGGCGCCGACAGUACUGUUCAAAACACCGAUCUAUCACCCCAAUAUCGACUUCUCAGGGAGAAUUUGCUUAGACAUCCUUAAGGAGAAGUGGAGCGCGAUCUACAAUGUGCAGAGUGUAUUGUUGAGCCUGCAGAGUCUGUUAGGGGAGCCUAAUAAUGCAAGUCCACUCAACGGCAAGGCUGCAGAGCUCUGGGACUCUGACCCGGAAGAGUUCCAGCGACAAGUGCUCGCUCGACACCGCGACUUGACUGACGAGGAGAUGGAGAUCUGA